This is a messenger RNA of Magnolia sinica, 722 nucleotides long. Its product is annotated as cytochrome c oxidase subunit 6b-3-like. The record is from RefSeq and is a predicted model, not a curated record. Bases 112 to 480 code for a protein of 122 amino acids. Gene Ontology annotation, cellular component: respiratory chain complex IV; mitochondrion. The transcript is spliced from 4 exons. Lineage: Eukaryota; Viridiplantae; Streptophyta; Magnoliopsida; Magnoliales; Magnoliaceae.
CCUGCAAAAGAAAGGGAGGACAUUUUAAAAGCCGUUUCAAUGGAAAUGGAAAAGUAAAACAGGAAUUCAUCUCAUUCCUGCCGUUGAUUAGAGAGAGAGAGAGAGAGAGGUAUGUCGAGCUCGAACCUGGAUCCACACGACCAGAUGAGGGGAAGGGACGUGGGCCGCGUGGCCCGGGGCGAGCAAGCCCCUCAACCGGCCCACGAACCCGGUUCUAUCAGACAAGCCCCAGCUAGAACCGCUCCCAUUAAGGUGGAGGAGAUUGUUACGGCACCGGCCGAUGUUCGUUUCCCGACCACCAAUCAAACACGGCAUUGCUUCACUCGUUACAUCGAGUACCACAAGUGUGUCAAAGCUAAGGGGGAAAAUGUAGCCGAGUGUGAGAAAUUUGCUCGCUACUAUCGAUCUCUGUGUCCUUCUGAGUGGGUUGAGAAAUGGAACGAGCAGCGGGAGCUUGGAAUCUUUCCUGGUCCUCUGUAGGUGUCAGCUUCUUGAGAUCAGGGGUAUUUUGGUCAAAAAUAUUUUCAAAUAAACGUUCGGAAUCUCUACUGUUCAUAUGGUUAGGUAAUUGUGUGAAGAGAAACAAGCGAGCCUGUUCAUGAAAUGGGCCUUUUGGGCCUGAAAGUCAGUACAUGUUGCUGGGCUGAGUGAGGGUCUGGUCAGGUUCAGCUCACUCAGGACCGUUUACUAAGGGCCUGCAAUAAAAGCUUUUUCUCCUUAGA